Messenger RNA from Debaryomyces hansenii CBS767, 1020 nucleotides. RefSeq lists its product as uncharacterized. Gene Ontology annotation, biological process: transport. Lineage: Eukaryota; Fungi; Ascomycota; Pichiomycetes; Serinales; Debaryomycetaceae. Gene Ontology annotation, molecular function: transmembrane transporter activity. The transcript has a single exon. The coding region runs from base 1 to 1020 and encodes 339 amino acids. The record is from RefSeq and is a predicted model, not a curated record.
AUGGAAUCAUCUAAUCGUGGUAUCCCAGCAAUAACGGGCCAACUUGAUUAUUCUAAUGCUAUUCAUGUUUUCCCAGAUGCACUACAACCAUUCAGAUCUACGAUAUUAGCAUAUGGGGCAUCAUUUAUAUCUACGACUGUUGGAUUUCCUAUGGAUACUGUCAAGACUCGGAUGCAAACACAUAAGCAUUUUUUGAGCUACCUUGAUUGCGUAAAGAAGACAUACCAUCAUGAAGGUGCUAAAGGUUUUUUCAGAGGUAUAUGGGCCCCAUUGAUAUCUACUUCAAUAUCAAAAUCGCUCAGUGUUAUGAUUUUCACCGAAGUUAAACCAUACUGUUAUAAUAUGAUCUACGGUAAAUACGACAAUAACCAUACUGUGCACCCGCUUCUACGCAAUGUUCCAGUUUGUAUGAUAUCUGGUACUUUAGCUGGCGCAGGUAUAUCAGCAUUUGCAUGUCCUUUCGAAUUCACGAAGAUUUAUGCCCAGAUAUUAAAAUUAGUUCAAAAAAAGUCCAUGAAGGAUUUACCGAAACAUUUACAAACGAACCAUCAAGAAAUAACAAAUAUAUCAACUUCACAAACAAUACGUCAAAUAAUAAAACAUGAAGGUGUAAGGGGUCUUUAUUCUGGUUAUAAGUAUCACUUAAUUCGAGAUUCGCUUUCAUCUGGUAUUUAUUAUUCGAUAUAUGAAUCGAUGAAAUGGACCAUGAAUGAGCUUAUAAAAACUAAUCCGAAUGAAUCAUCUCAUAUAUCGAUUCUUUUAGCUGGGGGGUUCUCUGGAAUUUUUAGUUGGAUUUUAAUUUUUCCAAUUGACACUACAAAAUCACUUAUUCAAAGAGACCUGGUAGCAAAUAUUUUGAGGAAAGAGCAAGGCUUGGAGCCUUUGCCAAUAAAGGAAAGAAAAUUAGAGGGCUUUCAUAGAAAGCUUUAUAGAGGUUUAGGUAUUUCAGUGACAAGAUCUUUCAUAGUUAACAUGGUUUUUUUCAGUGUCUAUGAGUUUGUCAUGGCCCAUGUUGCAUAG